This is a messenger RNA of Diabrotica balteata, 2182 nucleotides long. The record is from the annotation of a GenBank genome assembly. NCBI's taxonomy places the organism in Eukaryota, Metazoa, Arthropoda, Insecta, Coleoptera, Chrysomelidae.
GAUUUAAGUAUGAGUCAUGCGUCAUUUUAAUCGAGAGUCGGUGUUUUGUCAAUAUUUAAAAUUAACCUUAAACGCUAUAUCAAACGUUUUUCCCGUUAAGUUUUGAGGAAAAACUAAUAAAUAAUGGCCGCAGCUGCUGCCGCAAAAAUAGCCGAGGUACGCGAAACGACUCGCGUUGAAAGAAUUGGAGCUCAUUCGCAUAUUAGAGGUCUAGGGUUAGAUGAUAGUCUUGAAGCCAGACAUGUGUCUCAAGGUAUGGUCGGUCAAGUAACAGCUAGAAGAGCAGUGGGUAUCGUUCUACAAAUGGUUAGAGAAGGAAGAAUUGCUGGCAGAGCGGUCCUUUUGGCUGGUCAACCUGGUACUGGUAAAACAGCAAUAGCUACAGCUUUGGCACACGCACUUGGUCAAGAUACCCCUUUUACAAGUAUGGCAGGUUCCGAAAUAUAUUCAUUAGAAAUGAGCAAGACGGAAGCUAUAACCCAAGCCAUUAGAAAAAGUAUUGGUGUUCGAAUUAAAGAAGAAAGUGAGAUAAUUGAAGGUGAAGUUGUUGAAGUGCAGAUUGAACGUCCAGCUACAGGAAUUGGUGCAAAAGUUGGAAAACUCAUCUUGAAAACCACUGAUAUGGAAACUGUUUAUGACUUGGGAGGUAAAAUGAUUGACAGCAUUUUGAAAGAAAAGGUCCAGUCUGGCGAUGUGAUCACAAUUGACAAAGCCACAGGAAAAAUUACAAGAUUAGGCAGAUCUUUUGCUAGAGCUAGGGACUACGAUGCCACUGGGCAGCAAACUAGAUUUGUACAGUGUCCUGAAGGUGAAUUGCAGAAACGUAAAGAAGUUGUCCACACUGUAACACUGCAUGAAAUUGAUGUUAUCAACAGCAGAACUCAUGGAUUUUUGGCAUUAUUUUCUGGAGACACUGGCGAGAUUAAACCAGAAGUGAGGGAGCAAAUAAAUGGCAAAGUAGCUGAGUGGAGAGAAGAAGGUAAAGCAGAAAUUAUUCCUGGUGUUUUGUUUAUUGAUGAAGUGCACAUGUUAGAUAUUGAAUGUUUUUCAUUUUUGAAUAGAGCAUUAGAGAAUGAAAUGUCACCAAUUGUGAUUAUGGCUACUAACAGAGGUAUCACUAAAAUUAGAGGAACAACAUACAAGUCUCCUCAUGGCAUUCCACUAGAUUUAUUAGACAGAACCAUAAUAGUCCCCACACAACCGUAUGACGAAAAGGAGCUGAGAGAAAUCUUAAGUAUCCGCUGUGAAGAAGAAGAUUGCCAAAUGUCAGAUAAUGCACUGGCUGUCCUCACAAGAAUAUGCAAGGAAACUUCUUUGCGCUAUGGUAUGCAGUUAAUUAUGACAUCUAGUUUAAUAGCUAGAAAACGCAAAGCACAUGAAGUUGAUGUCGAGGAUAUUAAAAGAGCUUACCAACUCUUUUUUGACGAAGGAAGAUCUGUUCAGUUCUUAAGAGAAUACCAACAAGAGUUUAUGUUCAAUGAAAUAGAUGAUAAAGAUGAUAUGGAAAUUGAAACAAUGUAAUGCAGCCACUUUUGACAUUUAUAUUCUAUUUUUUUUGUAUUUUAUAAGUUCGUUUAUAAUUCUUAAUAAUAAAAAGACUUUCUACUAAAGAGAAAUAAUUGCUUUUCAUUUAAUAUCUUUUCUGUAUAUAUUAUAGCUAAUGUUUGAUAUUAUUAUCAUCAAUCAGCCCUGGCUUCUCUAAGAUAGACAUUUCAAUCUAUUUGUUCUGUACCUGUGUUAUCCAGCUUGGUCAUAACGAUUUUAAUGUCUUGUUAAUGUCAUGUUAAGAAUCACAUAGAUAUUGUUCAACACUUUCUGAGCUCAUUGGUGAUUGGCUCAUUAUCAUUAAAUAGACAUUUUUCAUUUGUAGCAUAACUCUGGCUUCCUCUAAGUCAUCUAUUGUGAAAACAGUGUCAAUUAACAUAGAGGUGAUUUUUUGGGCUCUGAUCCUCACUCUAAUCAUCUAAAUACAUAGUCUAUGACUGUUAUAAAUAGUUUUGGCAACACAGUAUCCCCCUACUGCACCCAUCAAACAAUUUUUAUCUUUUCAGGCUUUAAAUAUUCACAUCCCUAUGGUAUAUUCUGCUAUAUAUAGUGCUUUGUAGAUAGCAAUUAUUCUCACUUAUCAAAUCGUUUGAAAUAUCGACUGUAUGAAAAUAAUUGUUAAGUAGCACAAGAAACC